This is a messenger RNA of Epinephelus lanceolatus (giant grouper), 4698 nucleotides long. The record is from RefSeq and is a predicted model, not a curated record. Lineage: Eukaryota; Metazoa; Chordata; Actinopteri; Perciformes; Serranidae.
UGUUGUCACUCAUACAUCCCAUACCAGUGGAAGUCUUUGUCAGAGGCAGGAAACUGGGGGAGAACAGAAUAGUACAGCUGCCAACUCUCCUUCUGGAUGUAACAGGAAAAACAAAAAGAGAACUGCAACAACCACGAGACAAUCAACAGAAGCUCCAGGAAAUAACAGGGGCACCCCGGAGGCUGGUAGAGGGAGUGCAGCGAGGCCCGCAAAAACAACAGGAAGUAGAGCAGAGACAGAUGGAACUGUUUUAUUCAGACAGUCAGCAGUGGCAUCUGUGAUUGGUGACGGAGGAACCACAAAAAUCACCGUAGUCCCAGAUCAGAAGACACUCCAUUACCCAUAAAGCCAGUGUCUGGUGAAGGGAAGUGUGCUCACAGGAAGGCAGUGGCCUGCCACCACCAUCGUGGAAAAACAGGAAGGAGAGAGAGGAGUGAGAAGCUGGCCUGCUGAUACAUGAGUGAGUUGACAGCAGCAGUGACACAGACAGAAAAGGGAGCUACUGAGAGUCUUCCCGCAGAAGAAGCUAAAGUGAACUUUGCUCUGGAAUCAGCUGCAGGGAGGACAGGUUCCAUGGGUCAGGAACAAUCCCAGGAUCCCCAGGAAAGCCAGCCAGACCAAGAGCAGCCAAGCCAACUUGACACCAUGAACAACACUCCUCAGGCUGGCAGGAGGACCAGCCCCACGUCUUCAGACAAAGAAAGAAAAACUUGGAAAGGGCUGUGGCAGGAUGGAGGCUGGAUUGGAAGCAGAAUGGGAUCUGCCCCACAUGAACCUGAAACUGUGGUCAAAACCAUCUGGUAUCAGGGUGAAAGCGUAGACCAGGAUGCCAAUGAAGACUGGAACAGAAAGGAAGUAAACUCCCAGUCAGUUUGGUAUGACAGUGAAACAACGGAUCAGAAAAAACAGGAACAGCCGGAGCAGGGAAUGAGAAAGCAGAAAACAUGUGAUUUGAGCUUAGCCCAAGCUUCUGGUCUUAGUUCUCCACAGCUGUUAGAACAGGAUCUUACUUCUUAUCAACUGUCUGCAGCUCUUAGUCAGCCACAUGCUGCUGGAACACAGCCAGCACUGUCACAUGGGCCUGGUCCACAAAGACGGGAAGUACAUGGACCACAGCGUGAGGAGGAAGUAAGGCCAGAUUGGAAGGAGGGAGGAGUGGACGGAGAUGGAGGGGAGGUCAGUAAUAGAGAGAGGACUUACAGCAUAAAGAGUCCUGAAACGGCAGACAUCGAAGACGGAAGGGGAGAGAAGCAAGGGAACAAAGAAAGAGGAGCAAAGGGCAGAAAAAAGAGGAGGAAGAAAAGGGGGAAGAGAGGGGGCGCACAGGCCAAGCUCAGCUCCAGCUCCAGUAUAGAGUCUCAGAGUCAGAUAGAGAUAAAGACACAGAGAGAACAAGUGACAGACCUGAACACCCAGUCAGGGACUGACUCAGAAGCCAAGGAUAAAACAGAAAGGGCAGACGUCCGUUCUCCAACCCAAAGAGAGGAAGCUGACGAGGACGCCAUGCAUCUACCUAGCCAGACAGAGUGGCAGACUAGGGAUGCACAUGGACCUGACUGUGAAGUCACCAAUUUGGACCCAAGUUAUAUGACUCCAGACUUCAGUCCAACAGAUGACAAGAGAACAAAUCUGACUGAAGUUACAGCUUUACAGACACCAGAAACGAAGGAAUUAUUGGAGGAUGAUGACCUAGAUUUUCAUGGGCUUGAUCAUUCUGACCUGAACUCUGCUGUCACUGCUUCACAACUUAGUCAAAUGGACACCAGAAAGGCAGAUAUAGAGGAAAUAAAAACUGUGCAACAGGUAAAUAUGGACACACUUGACCUUACAGAGCUGGAAUUAAAGGGGCUUGCCAGUCGGGUCCAAUUUACUGUGGAUAAUGUGGGGUCAAAGGCAUUGUCAGAAACUGAGGAUCUGACAGUUGCUGGUAAAGCUGUUACAUUCGUGGGCCACACAGGUUUGGUGGAAUCUAACUGUGCAAAGGAACUUCCUGUCAUACUUCCAGAUUGUACGGAAUUCACAAAGGACUCGUUUCUUGAGGAUUUUCCUGAAAAACAUACACAAAAUGUACAAUCUAUGGAGUCAAACAAACAAGUAAGACCUGUGAAUCCCAUGGGAAGACCUGUAGGAGUUAUGGAACCUCUGUGUGCCACAGAAGCUGGGGAUCUGCUGUUUAAAGGUAAAGCGGAUGUUUCACCACCACAAAUACGGGAGGGAUGCCCUGAGACAACUGGGAGGGAAAAUCUAGAGCAUUGUUUGGGCUGUGAGAUGCUGAGAGAUGAGCAGAGCAAGGAGGAAAAAAGAAAUGAGUUGUGGGUGGGUGAGGAGGAAGCAGGUAAGGGAAGAAGUAGGAGCGAUGAUUAUGACUGUGGGAUGGUGCAUGCUAAGGAGUUAUCUCCCAUGGACAGCGAACAAGAGCAGAACUAUAGUGAAGACCUAGUUGCCACAGCAGUAGCAGUUGUAGCAGUAGCAGUAGCAUCUGCCAUGGCUAGCAUAGAACUGAGCCAACAAUUAGCAAACAAUUGGUCAGAGAAUGAACAGUCAUUAAACCAGCUGGCAGAUGAUUUACUCAACAAUGAUCAGUCCACACAGCCGAUUAACAAAGAUAGAGAAUCCUGUCAACUGUUAGCAGCUGAGACAGGACACCAACCUGUAGAACAUUCACACAUUGUACCUACUAAUCCAUUUGCCUCUAAAGAACAAGCUGAUGUUGAAAUAUCACAGGAGUCUGAUUCUGUAGUGUUGCCUUCUACCACUGAGACAGAAAAUCUAUCAACAGCACAGCUAAGUGUUGACCAGCAGACUAACCUUGACCUGUCAGCACAUGGAGAUGCUCCAAGUUUACACCAACUUGACAAAGAGGACGUCCAGUCAGAAACUGCAGAAGUCUCUAAGUGUUUACAAUUUCAAGAAGAAGACAGCAAACUACAAGUUAAUAUGAAACCUUUGCCAGAAGCAAAUGAAAUUAUUACAACCGAGGUGGACAGUCAAAGUCACACGCAGGUAGAAAUCCCCCCCUGUCCUGUUAUAGACCCAGGACAACAUCCAGAGGUGUCUGACAUAUUUUGCCAUGGCUCUGAGGAGAAUCAUAGAGGCCCCCAAGAUCAGUCUGUCUGUCAGGAAGAGAGUGUGAUACAACAUGAUGAAGAUAAUAGUCACCCUUUAGAAUCCAUAACAACUGAUGGUGUCGUAGGAAGGCAGACGCAUGAGCAGGACAGUCUACACAGUUCAAAGUGUAAGGAACCUGAGAGCAUGUCAGACUCAGACCGUCAAACUGGAGAGCAUGAGAGGGAUCCACAGCUGGAUGGUCAGGUUAAAACACCAUGUGAAGGGGAGAUUCCUACUUUGGCGCAUACUUGUGACUCAACGCUUCCUGUUACCUCCUGGGACUUGACUCCUGUGGCCAUUCCCAGUCCAGAUGAAGCAACUGCCCCUGCGAAUGUGGAAACAGGUGAAUACCAGUCAUCCCAGUCAUUACCGGACAUGAGGCUUGUCUCUGCCAUCCCUCUUGAUGACAGCAGUAGCAUGUUCCAGAGGGAAGGUCGUGAGGCUGUGGCUGUGGAUCAUGCUCUGGAUGCAGUGGAUGGAUGGAAAGAGAGAGAGAAGAAAAAGAUGCAAAGGAAAGAGGAAGCAAUAGAAGAGAUGGUCAAAGUGGACAUCACAUCCAGAACAGCAGCUGAGGAAGAGUGCCAACAGACCAGGAAAGACUCAGACAGCACACACACACUGCAGAUCCAGAGGGAGAGGGAUGUUUUCUACCCUGUCCAGCCAUGCCCUGAGCCCAACACAGAAACGACAUGUACAGAUGUCCAUCCAGACAGGGAGGAUUGUGUGUCGGUGUGUUUGUUGCACAGAGACAAAGACAGUGUCAAAGUCAGUGUGAAACUGGAUGACAGUGUCUUCAAAAAGCCUAAAGAUCCCCCCUUCUGUGUUGAACACGAGGACAGAGGGGUUUGUGUUUCAUGCUCAACCACAAAUAAGGCAUUGACACAGGAAGCUCUCAAUCCCACUGAGGGCGCUUUGUCAGUGGGCACACCUGAUGAGGGGACCCCUCAGAGCCCCAGGCUGUCCUGGAAGUCAGAAACAGAGGACAGAGGAAGAGGAGAGACAGAUGAAGGAGGAGAGGAAGAAGAGAAGAAAGACCAUCUUUCAGAAACUCCUGUCUCCUCUGCCAUCUUGCAAGCCACCAUCCGUUCCUUGUCUCCACCACGUCGUCACAGCUGGGAGCUGAACAGGAACAACGCCACUGCAGACACUGACAUCACACAGAGCAGCUCACUGAAGAGUCUGUCAGGAGAGGUGAAGAGAGCUAAGCCCCCCCUUCACAGGAGAAGCUACAGCCUGGAGGGUCUAGAGGUGGAGAAGGGAUCAGUCCAGACUCAGUGUCCAAGCAUCAGUGAUCAUGAGGAGAGGUCUACUGGGACGAGUUUACAUCUGGACAGCCAGGAGAGAGGCUCAUUGGUUUCCCUCACUGAGGAGGAGCAGGAAAGAGACAGAAACAGCAUCGAUAGCCAGGAAUACAUCAAGAAAAGGGACCCAAAGGAUGAGCUACUAAGUGAAUGCCCCAGACAACAGAAACCAGAUGAGAACAAAGAGGUGGAGGAGCAAACAACAUGGAGGGACAAGCCACUACAUGGUGCAUACCACCGUCAGAUCGAGGAAGUGGCUGAUAUCAAGAAGAACUUCCAGUGGCUGUAG